Molecule: messenger RNA, 1094 nt
Organism: Klebsormidium nitens
Lineage: Eukaryota; Viridiplantae; Streptophyta; Klebsormidiophyceae; Klebsormidiales; Klebsormidiaceae
Source: the annotation of a GenBank genome assembly
CUUUAACCGGCUGUACCAGCGAUGAUUAUGAAAGAAACGGCAGCAAUUUUGGCGGAAACCGUCCCUUUCAGUGGCAGACUGGCGGUUUACCAUGAACACUUGUAUUGACACUACUGUAUCACAGAGCUCCCAAAUUUGUAGAUCCGCAACCAGGAUCUGCUGAGCCCUUGAAGUUGAACACUAGCCUCGGGCAUGUUCAUGCAAUCCCUUUCUUGCUUUCCCAGCAGGACUUCCCCUUCAUGAGCAGACUUUUUGUGCAGUACAGUAGGUAGUUCAGCUUUUACUGCCAAAAGUUUCAGCUUGCGGAGGACCAAAGUGCCUGCUGACAGUCCAGUCCUCUGGUGUUGUAUUGACGCCUUCUGUCAGCUCAGCAUUGCCUCUGAUAUUGUUGGUACCUUAUGGCUGGAACCCCAGAAGCACACCCUUACCUGGAUUCCCCAAUACAUGAGUAUCUUGGGAUCCAGUAUCUGAAGACAACACCAGAGCUGGUGACAGCGCGCAUGAAAGUGACCGAGAGAAAUCGCCAGCCAGAUAAUCUGUUGCAUGGAGGAGUCUCUGUUCUUCUGGCAGAGGGCCUAGUCAGUCGAGGGGCGCGUGCAACUGGUGCUCAUGCGGUGGGUGUUGAGAUCAACGCUAAUCAUGUGAGAGGCGCGCCUGUUGGGAGCACCGUCUACGCUGAGGGCCGACCCCUGAAGGCGGGCCGAAGCCUGCAGGUGUGGGAAGUUCGUCUCUACAUGGAGCCUCAGAAUAAGGUAGACGACUCUGACAUUGCCAAAUUCGGAAAGCUCGUCUGCGUCUCCCGGUGUACCCUAGGAGUCAAUUUGGGUCAGAAGCCUCCAAAAGAGGCACCUGAAAUGUCGCAUAAGCUCGCUAAGCUGUAAAGCCUGACCGUUGGUGCACUGACCCAAGUUGCAACAAUGGUAUCACUGUAUGCACGCGCAGAACACGCUACAACUGAGAAAACAUGGACGAACUAUUGCUUGCAAAUAUUCGAAAAGUUACAAAGUCCAUGUUUCUUGUACUCGCUGUUCGUUUGCUCUCCCCAAGUUGCUCUCACCGUGAGCUGGUGCCGAGCACCAGAGAACUACUCCGGC